Pelodiscus sinensis (Chinese soft-shelled turtle) is the source of this 1272-nucleotide messenger RNA. The record is from RefSeq and is a predicted model, not a curated record. Lineage: Eukaryota; Metazoa; Chordata; Testudines; Trionychidae.
UGCGACUGAGAACAGAUGCACUUCACUUCUGCGACAGGAAGGAAGCACAUGGUGCAGACAGCGCAGGCCCAGGUAUCCUGCAAGUUGGCUCAGUUAUGUCAAGCUUCAAAGGCAAUGCCCUCAGAGGCACUUUCUUCCUGGUCUUUGGGCUCGGGUGGUCUGUGAAAUAUCCACAGAAAUAUCUGAGCCGGACACUGAAUGCAGACAAUCAGGCAAGCCGCUGGAUCCAGAAACUGGAUGUCCUUGAAGGGGCAGCCAAAGCUUUCUUUGCGCUAGCAGGGAUGCUGGCUGAGCAGUUCGUCCCUGACAGUCCCCACAUCGGUCUCUACAGUGAAGAGACCCACAGCUGGGAGAAGCUGACUAACUGGCAGUACAUGACCAUGUACCUCUUCUAUGGCCUCUCAGGCAUUGUGGAUGUUCUUGCCUGUUCCCCAUUCAAGCUGACUCUGGGACUGGAUCGCCUCUUGCUGUCUGUGGCUAUGUUUACUGAAGGUUUCCUGUUCUGUUUCCAUGACUACAACAACAACGCUCUGGGUCAGCACCUCCAUACCUUGCUGCUCAUCGCUAUAUUUGGUGGAGCCCUUUGCGCCCUGAUGGAAGCGUUCCUGCGAGAUAACACCAUCCUGGAAUUCUUCAGGACCAGUUUCUUCAUUCUCCAAGGAUCCUGGCUCUGGCAGAUUGGAUUUGUGCUGUCCCCACCAUGGGGAGGGCCAGGCUGGGACCAGAGUGACCGUGGAAACUUCAUGUUCCUCACCAUGUGCUUCUUCUGGCACUAUGCAGCUGCUCUCCUGGUCACAGCAGCCAACUCUGUUUUCUCUCACUGGUACAGAAAGGCAUGCCAGGCAAACUUUAGAAAUAUCGAUGUCGAACUUGACUGUGGAUUUUGUUUACGAAAAACCAACCAGAGCUUGGACCCUGUCCUUCUCCCAGAGCAUGGGUUGGAUGAAAAGUGAGGAUGUGGCUUCUGCUUCUUUUCCAGAGGGUUGUCCCUUGUUUAAAGCUCUUAAGAUGAGUUUUUAUUUGCCAUUUUAAAUAAGAUUGAAACUUUAUAAUGAAGUAUUUAUCAUGAGAGGAAAGUGCCCAUAAUAUCCUAUUAUGCCAUUUGGACAGAACCAAGAUGUAAGAACUUUGUUCCCCCUCCCAUCACUGCAGAUUCUCUUAUACCCAAUAGAGCUGAAAAAAGGACUGAAUUUUUUCCCGUGUACGGGUAUGUCUACACUACAGCACCAAUGCGAACUAACUUAAUUCGAAUUAGUUAAUUCGAACUAAGCU